Molecule: messenger RNA, 1769 nt
Organism: Scheffersomyces amazonensis
Lineage: Eukaryota; Fungi; Ascomycota; Pichiomycetes; Serinales; Debaryomycetaceae
Gene: SER33
Product: phosphoglycerate dehydrogenase
Exons: 1
Coding region: 68-1468 (466 amino acids)
Molecular function (GO): NAD binding; oxidoreductase activity, acting on the CH-OH group of donors, NAD or NADP as acceptor
Source: RefSeq, a predicted model, not a curated record
AAUUGAAAUUGAAAUUGAAAUUGUUUAUAUAUAUUUAAUCUUUAAUUAGAAUUAAUAUAAUUACAGUAUGUCUUCUCCUCAACAAAUUGCACAAACCUUUCUGCAAGCUUUGAAUCUUUCAGGCUCUCCAAGUCAUGCUGUUUCAACUUCUCCAACUCAAUCAUAUUUAGCUCAAUAUAUGCAAAAUAAUAAGAAACCAACUAAAGCUUUAAAACCUUUCUCAACUGGUGAUAUUAAAAUCUUAUUAUUAGAAAAUGUUAAUCAAACUGCUAUUGAUAUAUUUUCAAAUCAAGGUUAUCAAGUUGAAUUUUAUAAAUCUUCACUUCCUGAAGAUGAAUUGAUUGAAAAGAUUAAAGAUGUUCAUGCUAUUGGUAUUAGAUCAAAAACUAAAUUAACUGCUAAUGUUUUAAAACAUGCUAGAAAUUUAGUAGUUAUUGGAUGUUUUUGUAUUGGUACUAAUCAAGUAGAUUUAGAAGCUGCAGCUAAAUCAGGUAUUGCUGUAUUUAAUUCUCCAUUUUCAAAUUCUAGAUCAGUAGCUGAAUUAGUUAUUGCUGAAAUUAUUACUUUAGCAAGACAAUUAGGUGAUAGAUCAAUUGAAUUACAUACUGGUACUUGGAAUAAAGUUAGUUCUAAAUGUUGGGAAAUUAGAGGUAAAACUUUAGGUAUUAUUGGUUAUGGACAUAUUGGAGCUCAAUUAUCUGUUUUAGCAGAAGCUAUGGGUAUGAAUGUUAUCUAUUAUGAUAUUAUUAUGAUUAUGUCAUUAGGUAAUUCUAAACAAGUUUCAACUUUAGAUGAUUUAUUAUCUCAAGCAGAUUUUGUUAGUUGUCAUGUUCCAGCUACUCCAGAAACUAAAAAUUUAUUAAGUGCUCCACAAUUUGCUGCUAUGAAAGAUGGAUCUUAUGUUAUAAAUGCUUCUAGAGGUACUGUGGUUGAUAUUCCUGCUUUAAUUCAAGCUAUGAAAGCUGGUAAAAUUGCCGGAGCUGCUAUUGAUGUUUAUCCUCAUGAACCAGCCAAGAAUGGUGAAAAUUUAUUCUCUAAUGAAUUAAAUAGUUGGGCUUCAGAAUUAUGUUCAUUAAGAAAUGUCAUUUUAUCACCUCAUAUUGGUGGAUCAACCGAAGAAGCUCAAUCUGCUAUUGGAGUUGAAGUUGGUUCAGCUUUAACUAAAUAUAUUAAUGAAGGUAGUUCAACAGGUGCGGUUAAUUUCCCAGAAGUUGCAUUAAGAGCAUUAGAUUUAGAUCAACAAAAUACUGUCAGAGUUUUAUAUAUCCAUCAAAAUGUUCCUGGUGUGUUAAAGACUGUUAACAAUAUUUUAUCUAAUCAUAAUAUUGAAAAACAAUUUACUGAUUCAAGAGGUGAUGUUGCUUACUUAAUGGCAGAUAUCUCUGAUGUUGAUAUUAUUGAUAUUAAAUCAUUAUAUGAACAAUUAGAACAAACACCUUAUAAGAUUGCUACUCGUUUAUUAUAUUAAAAGUAACAUCAAUUUCAAUUCCUCAGAAACAUUCAACCUUUUGCCAUGCCAUGUAUAAACUGUUUAAUUCUAUUUACUAUUUACUAAUAACUAUUUAUCGAUAUUCUAUAUAUACACUUUAAUACACUACUAUGAUAUUAUAUAUAUAUGUAUACUGUGUUUAUCAGUCGUGCUUAAACCGGGUAAUGUCCUUUGAGUGCAUUUUCCUGCACACAGCCCAAGGUGGCAAUCGCUCACUAUUUGAAAUAUCACGACUCGAGAUACUCCACCAACUACUUAAGAUUAAUAUUGUAUUGAAUAA